AUGAUUGGAUUGGCAACAGUUCCUCAUGAAAUCAUCUAUUUUGUGGGCUGCUUUGUGAAUGGCACAGCUGAGGUACAGUUUGAGUUUGAUGGUGAGGAGAUUUUAUAUGUGGAUUUCCCGAAAGAGGAGAUUAUCUACACUGUGCCCAGAUUUAUUAAUCCUGAUCCAAGUCAAAUUUUGGUGGGUUUGAGUAUACUUAGAGAUGCUCUGGAAAAUAAGGACUUCUGUUCAUUUUUUACUGUAAUCGGUGCAGAGAUAGCGAAAAUUCCACCAGAAGAAAAAAACCCCCCAGAGAGCAUCCUCUACCCUGCAGAAGAAGCUCAGCUGGGAGUUGAAAACAGCCUCACCUGCUUUGUGAAUCAUUUCUACCCGCCUGACAUCAAAGUCAGCUGGACUAAAAAUGGUCGUCCAGUGUCAGAAGGGGUGUCACUCAGUCGCUAUCAUCCCAAUGACGAUCAAACCUUCCACCAGUUCUCUACUCUGGCUUUUACACCAAGGGAGGGGGACAUUUAUAGCUGCACUGUGGAGCACUCAGCCCUGGAAUGGCCUAAAACCAGGAUCUGGGAGCUUGACUUGAAUCAACCCAGUCUUGGACCAGAUAUUUUCUGUGGAGUGGGCUUGACUCUGGGCUUGAUGGGAAUUGCAGUUGGAGUAUUUUUAAUUGCAAAAGGACACCAUGGACAAUAAUUUCUCUAUUGCUGAAUAUGGCAGUUUUUGAAAAUGAAUAUGGUGUUGUAUUCAUACUUAAUGAAUUAUAAAAAAAACACUAUGAUUAUGGAGUGCAACAUCUAUAACCGUCUGACCCUUUAUUUUGCCUUACAGGAGUUGUGGAAACUUUAUUGGCAUUUUCAUGGGCACAUUCUCUAGUCACAUUUGCCAGAUGAAAUUACACGUAAAAUGGUCAUUAGAAAUAGAAUGAUCCGCCAUACCUUAAUGAAAAACUCCAAGGAGAGAAGCCAUGUGCAACUGCAACUUAGGUUGAAUUUUUUGGCUUUAAUAUAGUGAGUACAAAAGGAAGGGAAUUCAAUAAUUAAAAUUUUUAAAGAGUGUGAAAAAGCCUGAUGGUCUGAAUAAAUAUUAAAUUUAAUGCCUUUA
Micropterus dolomieu (smallmouth bass) is the source of this 1095-nucleotide messenger RNA. RefSeq names its product RLA class II histocompatibility antigen, DP alpha-1 chain-like. The transcript is spliced from 5 exons. The coding region runs from base 1 to 687 and encodes 228 amino acids. The record is from RefSeq and is a predicted model, not a curated record. Gene Ontology annotation, molecular function: MHC class II protein complex binding. Gene Ontology annotation, biological process: peptide antigen assembly with MHC class II protein complex; antigen processing and presentation of exogenous peptide antigen via MHC class II; positive regulation of T cell activation. NCBI's taxonomy places the organism in Eukaryota, Metazoa, Chordata, Actinopteri, Centrarchiformes, Centrarchidae. Gene Ontology annotation, cellular component: MHC class II protein complex; membrane.